AUGGAUCGCACAUGUGCCGCUUGUGGUCGCAGUCUCCCUCAGUCAUCGUACACGGCCAAUCAGUACUCUAAGGCUCCUGGUGUGUCGCGAUGUGCGAGCUGCAUCCAUGGGCACCAUUCGGAUACCCCAUCUGCAGGACAGUCUGACAGCGGUAGAUACAAUAAAUCUAACUGGAGUUCCAUCUCAACAUCCGCCUUGGAGAAUCCCUUCGCCCAAGGUGCUUUCCGCUGGGUGGCCAAGGGAAGCUACACUUCAGGUCCUCGCAAGGGCGAAGCAUGUGUUAUUAAGUGGUUCAAGACUGGCGCGGUCUUCUCGGGUGAUUAUUUCACUCUCGAUAUUAAGGCUGUCGACAAGGCCUUGGAGAUUGUCAAUAGGUUCAAUCAGUUAAACAUCAUCAACAAAGUCGUCAAAAUCAACGUACCUGAAGUAUGGCACUUCACCGAUGACAGCGACCACCGGUGGGCUGGCCAGAAACAUCUAUGUGAGCCUUUUAUCCAAAACUACCAAAAGUUCAAUAGCAACACUGGAUGGAACAAUGACUCUCUGAUAUGGGGGGAGGUCAUGCAAGCCCUUAGCCAUUUUAGCUACCACAUCACAGGCGGAAAUUAUGUUCUGUGCGACCUCCAAGGUGGCAUUUACCGGCAUGAACUUGUCCUCUCUGACCCCGUCAUCCUAUCUCGGAACCGUGAGUACGGUGUCACCGAUCUUGGUCCCGACGGUAUUAGCUCGUUCUUCAGUCAGCAUGAUUGCAACGAUUUCUGUCGCCGGAACUGGACUCAGCCCGCUAACCCGAUGCAAAUCUUCCGCCCGGUCCCUGGUACCACUAUGAUCCGACGCACGGUGCCUACAGACUAUUUCCGGCCUAGACAAACAAGGUUUCUUGGGUAG
Messenger RNA from Aspergillus alliaceus, 888 nucleotides. RefSeq names its product kinase-like domain-containing protein. The record is from RefSeq and is a predicted model, not a curated record. Gene Ontology annotation, biological process: protein phosphorylation. Gene Ontology annotation, molecular function: protein serine/threonine kinase activity; ATP binding. The coding region runs from base 1 to 888 and encodes 295 amino acids. The transcript has a single exon. Lineage: Eukaryota; Fungi; Ascomycota; Eurotiomycetes; Eurotiales; Aspergillaceae.